Messenger RNA from Anolis sagrei ordinatus, 2775 nucleotides. RefSeq names its product T-box transcription factor 21 (gene TBX21). Gene Ontology annotation, biological process: positive regulation of DNA-templated transcription; lymphocyte migration; cell fate specification. Lineage: Eukaryota; Metazoa; Chordata; Lepidosauria; Squamata; Anolidae. Gene Ontology annotation, cellular component: nucleus. The record is from RefSeq and is a predicted model, not a curated record. Gene Ontology annotation, molecular function: DNA-binding transcription factor activity, RNA polymerase II-specific; RNA polymerase II cis-regulatory region sequence-specific DNA binding.
GGAGGAGGAUGCGCCGGCGGAGCAGCCACGAAGCGGGGAAGACGCGUUCCCCGUGUCAAACGCGGGGCAGCGAUCCGGACCUUCUGAACCUCGUUCCUUUCAUUCCCUGCACCAACUUGGUCCAUUGAAGCACCACAGAACUGAAGGCGAUGGGGCGGAGAAAGGGAGGAAGCAAGUAAAGAAGGCGACAAAGUAGAGCAAGGAUUGGAAACUUCUGUCCAAAGGGGGAAAGGUGUCGCUUGGUUUUGACUCAAUGGGCGCCUUGGAUUCCUUCGCUGGAGGAGGUGGAGGAGGAGCAGCCGGGGCAGGAGGGGGCUCGGGCCACCCCACCUCUUUGAGCAGCAUGCUGAACGGGGCCGAGAGCCAAAGCUUCGCCAAGGAGCCUCCCGAUCUCCCGGCAACUUCCAAAGAGACCGAAAACGAGUUAAAACUCGGCGUCCACACGGAGCGCUUCUACUACCCGCAGGAGCCGCCGAUGCAGAGCAAUGUGGGGCUGAACUACAUGGGGCAAGGCGGCUUUGGAGCGGGAAACGCGGCGCUGCCCUCCCCGGGAAGGUUUCUCGCUCCUCCCGCGAGCAGUUGCGCUUCCUACCGUCCUCCGCCGCCUCCGGGAGGCUUCUCGGCGCCCAGCAGCGAGCUCUACCCGAACCCGGGGGAACUCUACCCCGGGGAGAGCGGCUACCCGGCCCCUGCACAGCCCCCCGCCUUUCCCCGAGGGCCACUCUACCCGGUGCCCGGCUACCAGGUCUCCGGCAAGGUCCAGGUCGUGCUCAACAACUAUCCGCUUUGGGCCAAGUUCCACAAGCACCAGACCGAGAUGAUCAUCACCAAGCAGGGCAGGCGGAUGUUCCCGUUUCUGAGCUUCAACAUCUCUGGGCUGGACCCUGUGGCCCAUUACAGCAUCUAUGUGGACAUUAUAUUAGUCGACCAGCACCAUUGGCGGUACCAAGGCGGGAAAUGGGUUCAGUGUGGAAAGGCAGAGGGAAAUAUGCCAGGGAAUCGGACCUAUAUGCACCCGGAUUCUCCCAACACAGGAGCCCAUUGGAUGCGGCAGGAGAUCUCCUUUGGGAAACUGAAGCUCACCAAUAACAAAGGAGCAUCCAACAAUGUCACACAGAUGGUUGUGUUGCAGUCUUUGCACAAGUAUCAGCCCCGCCUACAUGUUACUGAAGCUAAGCCUGGUGAGCUGGACGAGGCGCACCCUUCCAUCUGCACCCAGAGCUUCACCUUCCCAGAGACACAGUUCAUUGCAGUUACAGCCUACCAGAACGCUGAUAUCACCCAGCUGAAGAUAGACCACAAUCCUUUUGCUAAAGGGUUCCGGGACAACUAUGACUCGAUGUACACCACCACAGAUGGAGACCGCACGACGCCAUCUCCACCCAGUGUUGCUAAUUGCCAGCAGCUCCUCAGUGGAGGCCGUUUCCAGCCCUUUUUGCAUGAUCAGUACAUGCUCCCCCAGAGUCGUUUCUACAACAGGGAGCGUGCCCCACUCCCACUGCCACCCAAGGAUACCCACCACUGGUAUUUUGCUUCACAACAGCCCACAGCUUCUCCUCUGGAAUAUGGCACAUAUGAGGGUGACUUCAGAGGGAACAAAUUCAUGCCCUAUGGGGUGAAGCCCUUUGCUCUGCAGGCCUCUCCACACCCAUCGUUGCCCUACUACCAGGAGCACCCCUUUGGUCCCUCUGCUACCUGGAGUUCCCCACCGCAGUAUCACCAUCCCAAGCCCACUCCAGGCACCUUGAGCUGGUUCCGGCCCAUGAGGGACUUGCAAGUGGUGGCCCCUAGCGAUGAGAAGGGGAAGGACAACGAAGUCUGGGCUGAGCUGGGCUCAGUAAAGUCAGCAGAUUCCUCAGACUCUGGGUUGUAUGAAGCAGAGUGUAAGCGCCGCCGGGUGUCUCCUUACGUCUCCAGCGCCGAGAGCUCUCCGCCUAUUCGCAACGGAGAGCUCUAUGACAAAGAAGGUGGUGACGGUGGUUACUAUGGCUUUUAUGGCAACUGAAGAGGAAUAAUAACUUUCACAAGAAAUGCUGGUGCUUGGAAGUAUUACCUUUUCAGACUUGAACUCCCCAAAUCCUUCAGGCCACAACGGCUUGGGGAUUAUGGGAGGUAUAGUCCAAAAAGUAACUGUCAUGUUCUAGGAAAGGAGAGGAGUCCUUCGGAACACUCAGCUCUCCUGCACUCAUAUCAGGGGUACCCCACAUGAUGGGAACUCCUUCUUGUUUGAGGGAAAGGUAUGCACCUUUGUGAGCAUAGCUGAGAGUAUUGCUAGGGCAUAGAAUAAAGUUCUUUCUAGUCAAGUGUCCCCUUUAUUCCGCAACUUCUAGUGUUAAGCACCGAUUCACAUGGACCUUUGUGAACAGAGGAUAUGCAAGGCCACAUGACUUGUGUGCCCAGUUACAGACUCUUGAAGGGCUUCUUUUGCUCUUGUAUGGGACAAAUGAGAAGCACAGACAUGCACAUUUAAUAGUAGGAUACAGACAGAACCCACCUGCAGUGUUAUCUUCACACUUCUGUCCCUAUCUUUGUUUAAUUUGGGGGCUGUGCUAUUUCCACAUACCUAAGAGUAGAGUUGAAAAUAAAUUCCUGAUAGAUUUAUAAUUUGGCCAAAGUCGUGAUAUGAAAUUCAACCUGAAAGCAUCCCUUAAACACAAACCCCUAAUAGAAUUGUAAUACCAUAUUUGCUAAGUGUCACCUUGUUGGCCUUAGCCUUCUGAAUUCAUUUAAGACCAUCUAUUCUUAGAAAUAGACUUGUAUGUAUUGCAACCUGCA